AAAGGGCGAAAAUGAAUUGAAAAUAAUUUAGCAGUUUGGUUUAAUGAAGAAACGGAUAGUAUACAAAUACAGACAUCAAACGCCUUUGGCCAUGUAACAUUCUCUCGGAAUAAAAGGACGUCUCAAAUAUGGCGUGAUUUUAUUUCUCGCUGUUUACAGUAUAUAGUCCUGAGCCUUUAUGCGCGAUGCUUCUUCUAUCCCAUAGAGCUGAUCGAAUACCAUUGGAAUACACAUAUAAUGGUACGGAACGAGCUGUACCAUUCAGAGAGGGAGCGAUUGCCCUAACGACUAGCGAUUCUUUUACUAGUAGUUUAUAGCGAUGUUUCUCCCGUACUACUAUUUCAAAAUUCAUGUUUUAAUAAUAAAAGUUUUCUAUUUAUUAUAAAUAAACUCUUAAUUAUGUAUAAUCAGGUUAAGGGUGUUGCAGCCGCAAUUGCACUUAAGUUCUUAUUUUUAUUGUUGCCUUUAACAGUAACAAUGUUAUUAGUAGAGGCAAAAUAUGCUCAAGACAAGCCGGUACCGGUAGGAAGCAAAGUAUUAUCAGAUCUGUUUGGCGGCUAUAGUCCUGAUACAUUCACUAGAAAACAUUUUGAUCAACUAGCUGCGCUAACUGGUCAUCGACCAGCGAUAAUGGGUUGUGAUUAUGCUUGUGGUUGGAAUAACAAUAAUAAUCCGGAAAACAUCAUUGAUUUUUCUUGCAAUCCAUCGUUAAAAAAUCAUUGGAGUAAAGGUGGUUUUGUAACAGUGAACAUGCAUUUGCCGAAUCCAGUUUUUUUCAAUGGGGGUGGAUUCAACAAUCGAGGAAAUUUGAAUUUCAAUGAUUUAACUCAACCACAAACAUCAAAUCUUUAUAUUUAUGUCACAUCCGACUGA
This is a messenger RNA of Didymodactylos carnosus, 873 nucleotides long. The record is from the annotation of a GenBank genome assembly. NCBI's taxonomy places the organism in Eukaryota, Metazoa, Rotifera, Eurotatoria, Philodinida, Philodinidae.